Molecule: messenger RNA, 693 nt
Organism: Suillus plorans
Lineage: Eukaryota; Fungi; Basidiomycota; Agaricomycetes; Boletales; Suillaceae
Exons: 2
Coding region: 1-693 (230 amino acids)
Source: RefSeq, a predicted model, not a curated record
AUGGCAAAGCUGUCCUUCGAUGUCCAGGGUUGUGCACCGUACCAGCCCACUUUAACAUCUGCGUCACAGUGGGAUGGAUCAGUAGUCGGCCAGCUAUUCCACAAACUCAUCUGCUGUACUGGCUUUAUACCUAUUGCCGCGCCAGUACCCAAGUUCACACACACAUCCGUUCCUGGAGCCUCGCCAGCAGCACCUACGUCAGUAUCACUAGACUCAACUUCUGCUCCUGAUGAGGACGAAGACAUGUCUCCCCUACCCAUCACACGCUCGCGACCCUUGUUAUACACCCCUGAAGGGCAGUCCACUGAUGCCCGCACCCUUGCACGCAGACAUGUCUAUGACAUGCGCUACCUCGGACCUGCACGCAUGUGGGGUCCCUUCCAACCCGUGCGACGCAACAUCACCGAUUCACCCGAGUCAAACCAUCUUGAAAUAUUGGGUGAAGAGGAGAACGAAGACGAUGACGAGGACGAGGACGAUGACGACUUGGGUCUGAUGCACUUUGGACUGAUGCAUGGGCACCGCGUUCCUGAUGUGGAUCCACCGAUCGAGCUGUAUGAGCUCGUACCGGACUAUGUGUGGCUUGCGUCUGCGCGUAUCACAUUAUCAAGAAGUUUUACCACAUCAGUUUUCUGCAUGGUGGUGUUACAUCGUAUCGUAUGGUGGUGUUACAUGAACUUGUGUGUGGUCUAA